Molecule: messenger RNA, 1641 nt
Organism: Medicago truncatula (barrel medic)
Lineage: Eukaryota; Viridiplantae; Streptophyta; Magnoliopsida; Fabales; Fabaceae
Product: glutamate receptor 2.9
Exons: 3
Coding region: 370-1563 (397 amino acids)
Cellular component (GO): membrane
Molecular function (GO): ligand-gated monoatomic ion channel activity
Source: RefSeq, a predicted model, not a curated record
AUGUAUAUCAAAUAUAAUUUUUCUCAAAACUUAGUGAAUGUUGGGAUUGAUGGUGAGUUUCCCGGAAUCAUGGCAUGCGACGUGAUUUUGGCAAAAGCUACAUUUUGAAGCUUAAACCAAAUCACAAUGUCACCGUAUCAAAUUCACCGUGAUUCCGAACAUGCACUAAAAACAAAAGAAAAUAUUUCAAUUUUUUCCUAACAAAAUGGAAGAAGGAAGCUAAUACCAUUGCAGACCUAUGAUGCUUUUGUAGCUGAUGUAACAAUACUUGCCAAACGAUCAAGGAAUGUAUCAUUCACUCAACCAUAUACUGAGUCGGGAUUAUCGCUCAUAUUUCCAGCAGAAACUGAAGAUUCAGCAUGGUUGAUUAUGAAACCAUUUAGCUGGGAAAUAUGGAUUGCAACUAUUGGUAUCCUCAUCUACACAAUGAUUAUCAUUUGGUUCUUGGAACAUCACUUGAAUCCUGAAUUUGGUGGACCAGUGAAAACCCAGAUCAGCACCACUAUGUGGUUUGCUUUUUCUUCUCUAUUUUUUGCUCAUAAGGAGAAAAUAAACAGCAACUCAGCAAGAGUAGUAGUUGGAGUAUGGUUAUUUCUUGUGUUCGUUCUAACCUCAAGCUACACCGCAAGUCUUUCAUCAUUGCUUACUGUCCAAAAAUUGAGGUCUGAUAGAGAUGUUGAAUGGCUUAAACAAAAUAAUUUAUCAGUUGCUUGUGAAGACGGCAGUACCUUUAUAAAGGACUACUUGGUCCAAGUGCACAAUUUCCCUCGGCACCAAUUUGUAGAAUUUAAGGAUGAAGACGACAUUGUGGAUAAAUUCAAGAACAAAAAAAUUUCUGCUUACAUUGUUGAGAGUCCAUAUGCGAAGACUUUCUUGAAUAAGUACUGCAAAGGUUACACUGCAACUACAGCAGCCUAUAAAUUUGGAGGACUGGGAUUUGUAUUUCAAAAAGGGGAUCCAAUGGCAAAAGACUUUUCUGUAGCAAUUUUAACUCUAACAGAAAAUGGAAAACUAAAAGCUUUGGAAGAUAAUUGGUUAACACCUAAUAAGGAAUGCUCAAGCAACUCAGCAUCUCCAGAAACUGAGAGCCUUACCCUUGACAAAUUUUGGGUACUCUAUUUCAUAUGUGCUACCACUUCCACAAUCUGCUUAUUACUAGCUUUAUUACAGAAGUACUUCCAUAACCAUAACAAUUGUGAAGAGGAAGCUCACCAACUUUCUCAAGGAAAUGUAAUCUCUGAACCUAAUGUUGAUAAUAAUCACCAACUUACUCAAGGAAAUGUAAUCGCCGAAUCUAAUGUUGAUAACAAUCAUCAACUUCCUCAAGGAAACGUAAUCUCCGAAUCUGAUGAUGAUAAUAACAAAGAUUUGACAGGAGCAUCUAGAAAUGGUACAGGCUUAUACAUUGGAAAUCUCAUGCCUUUAAAUAACGCUGCAACUUAUGGUGGAAUUGUAAUACAAGGUGUACGUCGUCGAAAUUCACCAAGGUUGGAGAGUGUAAGCAUUUCUGAUGAACUGGGCAAUCCACAAAGCUCCCAAUCAGCUGACAUAGAAAUGAUAUAAUGUCACAAACUUGCAUACAUUGAUUAUAAUUCAUCAUAUGUAAUAGAUUCACAUGUGAGGUGUUCUGUAUAAAUCCUA